This is a messenger RNA of Metarhizium album ARSEF 1941, 552 nucleotides long. RefSeq lists its product as uncharacterized. NCBI's taxonomy places the organism in Eukaryota, Fungi, Ascomycota, Sordariomycetes, Hypocreales, Clavicipitaceae. The coding region runs from base 1 to 552 and encodes 183 amino acids. The transcript has a single exon. The record is from RefSeq and is a predicted model, not a curated record.
AUGGACCCCGUGGAAGAUGUCGUCGCGGCCGCCAUGGGCUUCUCGAGCUUUGGCGCACAGGACCACCCCCAGAAGAAGAGAAGAUGUAACCUAGCAGUGGACACAGUCACGCCUGCUGCGCAGCCUUUCCCAGGUCCCCGAGCAACCCCAGCGGAAUCUGAUUCAACGCCCUCAGGAACCCACGACAGCACGUCGAAGGGGGACUCCGAGGCCCAGGCGAAUGCGGAUGAGAUCAACCUGGACGACGAGGAAGAAGACCAUCAUGAGACCAUACCCCCAAAGCCCUCUGCUGAGACCUUGUCGCAGGCGCAUACGUCUCGCCACGGCUUGCCAGCUCGUCCUGCCCCCGGAGCAGGAUCCGUCGGACCGUCAAGGCGGUUUCCGACAGGUCGGCAUGGUGUAUCGCAAGCAGGAGACUCAAGAGCCUGGUACGAGGGAUAUUACGACAGCGCGUCGAAUGAGAAUCCAUGGGAUCGCCUGGAAACGAGUAUGGGUCUCGAGUCAACGGGGGCUUGGAUUCCUAGACAAGUGCAUCCAGAACCGAGUGUUUGA